GUGCUUCUCUGCUGUAACUUUUGAUCCGCCCCUCGCCACGCCCUCAGCCACCAUGAAGAUCGCCUUCGUUCUCGCCGCCGUCGUCGCCGUCUCCUCCGCCCGCAUGGCCUACCAGCUGACCGCAGGCUUUGAGGACAUCGUGGGGCAGCCCGUGCAGACCUUCACCUGCGACGGACGCCCCUACGGCUACUACGCCGACAUCGACAACGACUGCAAGCUCUUCCACGUCUGUGUUCCCGUCGUCGAUGAGCUGGGACAGGCCACUGGCACCGACCACUUCUCCUUCAUCUGCGGCAACCAGACCGUCUUCAACCAGGAGUCCCUUACUUGCACCGACCCCAUUGAUGCAGUGCCUUGCAAUGAGGCUGCAACACUCUACGACAUCGUCAAUGCUGAAUUCGGCAGGAUACCCGAACAGGAAUUCCAGAACUAAGGAUAUAUAUAAUUUUUUCUGAUUAUGGAAGAAAGACGAUUUUAUCUUGUGGGGUAAAAAAAAAAAAAAAAAAAAAAAAAGAAAUGUGGAAAAGAGUGUAUAUUUUGGAUGUUCAAGAUUUAAAAGAUUUUAGAGUAAAUUUAGGUUGUUAAGAUUGUCGAAAAAAAAAAGUUGUCAGAAUUUGUGAUAUUUUCUUUAUUUUUUGGGUGUUUCUAACAGUGUGAAAUUUUUGUUUUCUUUUGGGUUUUCUGUCAGUCGUAGGUUUUCCAAAAUAGGCUCUUUUGUCCAGUGCAUCUAGGCUAGUCUUGUUCUUUACGAGACCUCAGUGUAAAAGAAUAAGAAAAAACUCAGUGAUGGGUAUGCCUAUAUACAAUGUAUAUAUUUUUGCAUAAAAUACAUGAAACUUUUGCCUUGGGUGAGGGAACGGCACCAACUUUUCAUUAAAGUUCAAAAUACCAUUA
Messenger RNA from Penaeus chinensis, 894 nucleotides. RefSeq names its product U-scoloptoxin(01)-Cw1a-like. NCBI's taxonomy places the organism in Eukaryota, Metazoa, Arthropoda, Malacostraca, Decapoda, Penaeidae. The coding region runs from base 53 to 433 and encodes 126 amino acids. The transcript has 3 exons. Gene Ontology annotation, cellular component: extracellular region. Gene Ontology annotation, molecular function: chitin binding. The record is from RefSeq and is a predicted model, not a curated record.